Octodon degus (degu) is the source of this 447-nucleotide messenger RNA. Its product is annotated as lysozyme C, kidney isozyme-like. Gene Ontology annotation, molecular function: lysozyme activity. NCBI's taxonomy places the organism in Eukaryota, Metazoa, Chordata, Mammalia, Rodentia, Octodontidae. The transcript has 4 exons. The record is from RefSeq and is a predicted model, not a curated record. Gene Ontology annotation, biological process: defense response to Gram-positive bacterium; defense response to Gram-negative bacterium. The coding region runs from base 1 to 447 and encodes 148 amino acids.
AUGAAGACUCUCCUUCUUGUGGGGCUGGUCAUCCUGUCUGGGACCGUCCAGAGCAAAGUCUUCAAAAGGUGUGAGUUGGCCAAAACUUUGAAAGCAAAAGGAAUGGAUAACUACCACGGAAUCAGUCUGGCAAACUGGAUGUGCUUGGCCAAGGCAGAGAGUGAUUACAACACACAAGCUACAAACUACAAUUCUGGAGACCAAAGCACUGAUUAUGGGAUAUUCCAGAUCAACAGCCGCUAUUGGUGCAAUGACGGCAAAACGCCUGGAGCUGUGAAUGCUUGUGGCAUACCCUGCAAUGCUUUGUUGAACGAUGACAUCUCCCAGGCUGUGACUUGUGCCAAGAGAGUUGUGCAGGAUCCCCAAGGCAUCAGAGCAUGGGUGGGAUGGAAAAAGAAUUGUCAAAACAAAGAUCUGAAACCGUACAUUAAUGGCUGCGGAGUUUAA